UCCAAACAGAAUCAAAGGAAAUUGAGAAUUACACCCAGAAAUGGCGGCUGAAACAGCAGCAGCACACUUUCACACUCACUACAGCUGUAGUCGCCGGAGAUGCGUCGCCGGAAUAAUAAAGGGACGGAGCGUAGCUGCAGCUUCCUCUCAACCCAUCAAAUCCUAUAAAGAACUUGGUAUGUUUUCGUUGAGAAAGAAGAUAGAAGAUUCUGUAAAUCGUGCUGAGAUGUUGGGUUUAACUGCUUUGGAGUUUGAAGAAGCACGUCAAGUCAAACAAGUAGAAAUGGCUCGAGAAUAUGAUUUGUGGGAUGACUUAUCCAAAUCUAGUGAUAUCCUUAUCAAAUUAGCUGAUAGUGCUAAGGUGGUUGAUGAUCUUAAAGACCUUACAUACAAGGUAGAAGAAGCCAAGCUAAUCACAGAGUUGGCUGAAAUGGACAUUAUAAAUUAUGCACUUCUUAAGCAAGCAUAUACCGCAUCUGUAGAUGUGAGCAAGUUUUUGGAUAAGUAUGAGAUAUCCAAACUUCUUAAAGGGAAAUAUGAAUUUGAAGGAGCUUGCAUUAUGAUAGAAGCGGGAACUGAAGGCAUUCGAUCUGAGAUAUGGGCAGAACAACUUGUUGGAAUGUACAUGAAAUGGGCUAAGAAGCAAGGUUUAAAGGGAAGGAUUGUUGAGAAGAAAUGCACGUCAAAAGCAGGGGGUAUCAAGUCAGUAACAAUUGAGUUUGAACACAAGUAUGCUUAUGGUUACUUUUUAGGGGAAAAGGGUACUCAUCGAAUGAUAACCUCUUACCCUGAAUCAUUAUCUGAGGUUAGCUCGGCUGCUGUUGAUGUGGUACCUCUAUUUCUUGAAGAAACUCCUGAAAUUAUUGUUGAUGAGGAAGACAUGAAAUUUAGCUACCUCUCGUUAUGUGAAGCCGGUCGGGGUCAAAAAGUGUCUUUAGUUCAACUUCAACAUUCUCCAACUGGUUUGACAGUUCACUCAUCAGGGGAAAGGAACCAGUUUUCGAACAAAAUGAAGGCCCAAAAUCGAUUGAAGGCAAAACUACUAGUAAUAUUAAAAGAGCAAGGAGUCCCCACUGUGACUGAGAUCAAUAACAAAGCUGUUUUUGAACCUUGGCACCAAGAAACACGAAGGUAUGUGUUUCGCCCAUACAAGCUUGUUCAGGAUAUAAAAACCGGCAUUCAGCUGGCUGACCCAAAUUUUGUUCUAAAUGGCAAUCUUGACCCUUUUGUUAGUGCUCAUAUACACAAUAGACAUUUAUGUGAUAUGGGAUGAAAGUAGAUGUAGCUUGUCUCCAGUAGAGUAUAUGUUGUUAAUUAAUGUGUAUGAAUAUAUUUAUGAAAUUAGUAUGUAAUUUUUGACGGGUUUCCAAGGGACCCGAUUAUGAAA
Messenger RNA from Erigeron canadensis, 1387 nucleotides. Its product is annotated as peptide chain release factor PrfB3, chloroplastic. NCBI's taxonomy places the organism in Eukaryota, Viridiplantae, Streptophyta, Magnoliopsida, Asterales, Asteraceae. Bases 41 to 1273 code for a protein of 410 amino acids. The record is from RefSeq and is a predicted model, not a curated record. The transcript is spliced from 6 exons. Gene Ontology annotation, molecular function: translation release factor activity. Gene Ontology annotation, biological process: translational termination.